This is a messenger RNA of Aspergillus calidoustus, 2295 nucleotides long. Lineage: Eukaryota; Fungi; Ascomycota; Eurotiomycetes; Eurotiales; Aspergillaceae. The record is from the annotation of a GenBank genome assembly.
AUGGAGGGCCCCUCAUCGUCAAAACGCCCAAGCCCCUCGGAAAAGCCUCGGAGCAAAAAACGAGCCAAGUACACCCAGCUCGCCUGCAACGAAUGUAAGCGUCGGAAAUUGAAAUGCGACGGCAAGCCGGUCUGUUCGCGAUGCGUUCGCCAAAAAGCGCAGUGCACCUACACGCCCAACAGCCAUGCUUCGGGCAACGAGCCUGCGACGCCGGUAGGUGGGCAGGUUCAGGAGGAUGGGGUCUCGACUAAAUUCAGAACUGUCGACCAGCACAUCGAGAGUAUACAGCGCGAGAUGCGCGCUAUGGCUGCGCGUAUGCGCGAGCUCGAGUCGGCUAAUACACCAAACGCCAGUGUGACCGCUAGCAACAAUGCAUCUCUGUCCUCGUCAUCAGUCAGCGCGAGCCUCCAGCGGAUCCUGAACCGUCCCGGUUCGCCGGAUUACGUUGGCCCCACGAGCGCAGAGUUCGGAAUCACGCAGCGCCAAAAAUCAACCGGAGAGAGCGACGGCUACGGCGACGGCGAGUCCGAAACUGAAUCCACAACGGCGCCCAGCCCAGUCGCUGUCUCGGACGUCGAAGCCAUGUCCAACGAUCCGCUGGGAUGCUUCGGGAAGGAGGAAGCGCUCCGGCUGGUGGACGUUUACGAGAAUAAUGUCGGCCUGAUGUAUCCAUGUAUCGACCUCGAUAGCGUGCGGAGCUACGUGGAUGAUUAUUACAAGGAUGGGAGCCGGGCUGGGCCGACGCCGCCGGGGAUGUCGGAUCAGGACUGGUUCUUUGCGCGGGAUGCGGAGGUGUUGAAGAUUAUCCUGGCUACGGCGCUGUUGGCUGAGUCGCAUGGGCGCAGUGAGCGGGCGGCGUUGCUGGCUGAUAGUGUUGAGGACCGGUUCGCUGCUCGGGUUAAGAUUCCCGAGGUUGAUAUGAAGGAGUUGCUUAUCUUGACGUUACUGUCCAUCUUCCACUCCUACCGCGACGACGAGGUCAUUUCCUGGCGCUCUAUUGGGAUGGCCGCUCGCGGCUCCAUGCAACUCGGCCUGCACAGGCAGGAAACAUGGCUGCGCACAGGUGGCAUCUUCCCGGGCGAACUAGCCUGGACUUUUGCGUCGCGUCUCUUUUGGUGCAUCUAUGUCCUCGAUCGCAAAUGGUCCUUCGGAACAGGCCUCCCCUUUGCAAUCCAAGACGCAGACAUGGACACGAACCUUCCGGAGCCUGGCGCCGCAACCCCGUACCUUACCUGCAUGAUCACAUAUGCGCGCCUCAGCUCAAAAAUCUGGUCGCUCGUCAUGGGCUGGAGAUCUCGCCCCAAGGCUGCAACGGCAGAUUACUGCUCGUACCUUGACUUUCAAGUCCAGCAGUGGAUCCAGUCCAUCCCCGCAGAACUGCGCUUCGAUCCGAGCCCGUCAGCAGGUGACGCAGCAGACCCCUCGUCAACGGAGGAGAAUAAGAACACAACCCUCCAAGUCCUUCUCGCCCUACAGGCAAACCAGCUUCGUAUCCUCGUCUACCGUCAGAACCUACUCAGCGCGGAAUCCAUCGAGGCGAAUCCGCCAGGCGCGUCUGUCGCCGUUGAAACUGCGAAGUCGACGGUCCAUAUGCUUGAUUACUUCUCUCGCGUUUCUCAGAUUUACUUCAAUCGUCCCGAGCCGUUUAAUUACUUUCUCUUAUCUGCCCUCGCGGCGCUGUUUCUCGCUGUACUGCAUGCUCCCAUGAGGUUUCGGGAGGUAUGUCGGGGCGAGUUCUAUGCUGCUGUCGACUUGGUGAGAAGGUCAAGUACACGGGUCAAUAUGUCCAGGAGGUUGAGGAAGAUCAUCCGGGGCCUAAAGCAGGUGCGGUUGGUUAUGGACGGUGCAGGAUCCGCGAAGCGGCAAAAGCAAGCACGAGUGCAGAUGCAGACCAGAGGAACAGAAGAACAGAUGUACACACCUAUCCGAGACUCUCGCGCUGGUCAAAAUAUUAACGGAAAUGACACGCCUUUCUCUGGUAAUCCAUAUCCAUCACCGAGCUUCUAUCAUGCACAUGAGCCCCGGGAAGCACAAUAUGGCCACAGCCUCCCGACGCCACAGCACUCAGCGUCGCUGUGGCCGGUAUCGUCGCCUCAGAAAGAACAGGUAGAUGAGAACAGCUGUGAGGAUCUUACCAGUUUCUUUGAGAUGGCGGGUGGCCUAUAUUUCGAUCCGCGGCUUGACCCGACAAUUGGUACUGAUAUCCUUCCUGACCACAGCGCGCUGAGUGAUGCGCUUGGUGCGUUUGAGGCAGAGGAUGAGGCAUUGACUAGGGUUAUGGUGGGACUACUUUAG